This is a messenger RNA of Magallana angulata, 458 nucleotides long. RefSeq lists its product as uncharacterized. The record is from RefSeq and is a predicted model, not a curated record. The transcript is spliced from 3 exons. Bases 70 to 375 code for a protein of 101 amino acids. NCBI's taxonomy places the organism in Eukaryota, Metazoa, Mollusca, Bivalvia, Ostreida, Ostreidae. Gene Ontology annotation, molecular function: protein binding.
CUCAGUUUAUUUUCUUACUUUCAUACCUUUCUAAUUGAUUAAUUAUGAACCUAAGCAAUUAAUGCGUAUAUGUUAAUAAGGCACACUUGGAUUUACAUAGCUGGAUUUGUAAGUGCAGUGUCUGUCAACAUGUCUGCGCACUCAGUAAUACGUCUUUUGUCUGCUCUGGUUUUACUUUCAUACGCCUACGGCGCCAUUUCUGAGUCCAAACUAUGCGAGCACCUUCUCCAAAUGGAGUGCACGGGGAAGGCUGAUAUCUCGGUCUGUGGUUCUGACGGACAACUCUACCAAAACAGCUGUUUUUUCGGUCAAGCUGUCUGCAAAGGACUGGAUAAAACGUUAAGACCAGUGGCCAGUGAAAAUUGCCCAUCGUGAAAUCCUACGUAAAAUAUCUGAAACAAGAAAAUAUUGUUUUGUUAACCAAGAAUAUGAAUCAAUAAACAAAUACACAAUUUCUA